Messenger RNA from Ruditapes philippinarum (Manila clam), 965 nucleotides. RefSeq lists its product as uncharacterized. The record is from RefSeq and is a predicted model, not a curated record. Lineage: Eukaryota; Metazoa; Mollusca; Bivalvia; Venerida; Veneridae. The transcript is spliced from 3 exons. The coding region runs from base 45 to 422 and encodes 125 amino acids.
ACGGUGCUUUAAUUUCUAAGCAGUGAUCGAGUUCUAUCGUUACCAUGGCAAAGUUGUGGUUGGUAUUCCUGAUGGCGGCAGUGCUAUCUGUGUCUGAAGCGAAAUUAAAAGGAGGCACUGGUUGUGUUGCAUAUUAUAGGAGAUACGGAAACCUCUGUUACUCCGAUACGAGCAGUGUUCCACGUCCAGGGGCUACCCUACAGUAUCUGAUAAAAGUACAAGGACCCGGGGAGAUCUGUUGCGAGGCUCUCACGUGCACUAGAUAUUCGUGCAACAUGAGAUAUAUAGGAUGUGGGCGGAACAGCUGGAGCUCUGCUGAUCUGCAAUGGGUAGGUGAUAAUCUACAGACGCCAAAGAUGCGAUGCAAGACUUACGACCUCAUCCAUAGAUCAAUCUACUACAGCUUUAAAACAACACAUUAAAAAUACGGACAUGAAAAGUCAACCUACUAUAGCUUAGAGAUAACACAUUUAAGUUACGGACAUGAUUUUUUAAAGAUUUUCAUCCACCAUUAACUCGUGAAAAUUCGGUAUAUUUCGUGACUUUCCGUAUCUGAUAAAACAUAAAAGACUGAAUUACAGGAAGCAACAAAGAAAUCUUAUCAUCUAAAAGCUUCAUCAUAAGAUACGGAUAUUAACGAAAAUGACCGAAUAUGUACGAGCUAUUGGUGGCUGAAAACCUGGCUGAUAAAUAAAAAUAUAUAUAUAUAUCUAUCCGUGUUUGAAAAAAAAACUCUAAAAUUUUUAAGUACUAAAGUCACAUGAUUUUGUUAAGGUAAAUGAUACAUUCUUGCACAUUUUGAACUUUGUUCACCAUGAACCCCUUUUUGUUUCUUUUUAUUAAAUCUACACAUAAUAGUGGUGCUUACAUGUAUCUUUUUCUUUGAAGUAUGCAAGUUUGUUAAAUUUUCCCUUAAUAGUUUAUUAAUCGACGUUUUCGUUUGAAAUAAAUAUACUGCAUCAAGA